GACCCGCACUGACCCAGCCCAGCCCUGGCUGCAGCUGCGGCUGCCACAGCACUCGGCUAGAGAGGACACUCAGGGUGACAGCGCAGGUCACUGAUAUCUGGGACCAGGGGCCCUCCUGGACAACUAUGAAGAGCUCUGUGCUCUGAGUGAGCAAAGGUACUGCGGGCCUGGAGACGCAGAAGUGACUUCCACAGGAUCAUUUCAGAAGCUCAGCCUGUAGAGAGUGGGGAACUUGAAAUCUGUUUGUGCUGACCCCAGAAAGCUGAACAAAGCACCAUGAGCAGCCAACAGACAGUAAAAAUCUUCAAGAAAUCUGCUAUCCCAGGAGUUGUUGUCACUCAGUUUGUGAAUGAUGUUCCACAAGGAUGCAGUACACCUGAUUUUGAGAAGAAACCACUCACUCUGACACUGCAGGAAGGUAAAACUGCCAUUUUCAGAGCUGUGAUCAAAGGUGUCCCAGCUCCUGAGGUGAAAUGGUCGCGUACACGGAAAGGAAUGGAUGAUCCUACCAAAUAUGAAAUGUCCUUCAAUAGUGCUACAAAUGAAUUCAUUCUGCAGAUCAAGAGCCUGGUUCUGGAUGACAGUGAUUUGUAUCGCUGCUGUGCCGUCAAUGCCUACGGAGAGGCCUCGUGCUGUGCUGGCCUCAGGAUCAUCCAAGUUGGCUUUAAGAAGAAGGCAAAAUAUGUUCCUGUUCAUGCUGCUGAUGAGCUCAAGAAGACACUCCUGGACUCCAAGAAGAUGCUGAGGAAGAGGGUUGCAGCACCAAAACCAAAGCCCCUGGACAAAGAAGCUGUGUGGCAACUGUUGCUGCAUGCAGAUAGGAGAGAUUAUGAGAAAAUCUGUAUGAAAUAUGGAAUUGUUGACUUCCGUGGGAUGCUGAGGAAGCUGCAGGAGAUGAGGAAGGACACAGAGACUGAACAAGAAAAGUUAAUUCACGAUCUGAAGAACUUUGAACACAUCAAAGUCAACAAGGAGGGAAAUGCUACAUUCAGCCUGGAGAUGGAGCUGAAAAACAGCAGCAGCAACGUUUACCUGCUCAAGGACGGCGAGCGGCUCCGGUACGGGACAGGGGACGAGUACAGGAAGCACUGCCUGAGGAGGGUUGGCAGGAGGUACUACUUCACUGUCAAUGAUGUGCAGCCAGAGGACGCAGGGGUGUACCAGGUCAGGGUGGAGGAUGUCCCUAUCUUCUCAACUGAACUGGAUGCUCAAGCCAUCCCAGUGCGGUUCCGGCAGCCGCUCUCAGACGUGCGCUGUGCCGAGGCCGGGGACGCCGAGUUUCAGUGUGUGCUGUGCACGCCCUGCCACGAGCCCCUGUGGCUGCACAAGAGCCAUCCCCUCCAGGCCAGUGACAAGCACCAGAUGUCCGUGACACCUGAUGGCCUGACCCACAAGCUGAUUGUCAGGAACGUGGGGCCCUCAGACAGUGGGCUGUACACGCUCGACGUGGGACAGGGCUCCUCCAGGGCCUGGCUCCUCGUGGAAUAUGCCAAAGGAAAAAGGACACAAGAUGAAGGAGAAAAGAUUGAAAGGGAGACAUCUGAGUGGCUGAAAGAAACAAUGGCAGACAAUGAAAGGGCGAGGAAGCUUCGGCGCAAAGAACAAGCUGCUGCUGAAGAUCAUCCUUCCUUUUCCACAUCCUCUGGUGUGGAGAAAAGUGGCUGGUACAGAACUGAUCAACGCAGCACCCAAGGCAGGGGCCAAGGACACUCCAUUGAUUCUGAUGAUGGAAGCCAAAGAUUUUUGGGAAAAGAAGGGCUACGCAAAACCCACAUAAAUGGAGAGUUGGGGUCUGGGCAGUUUUCUGGAGCAGGUCUAGAUGGAGAAUCAGCAGCCAAUGAUGGCAGCAUCUUUGGGCUAAAAGGCUUAGAAGGCAGAACCAGGUUAAGGCCUGUCCAUAGCAUGGACUCUGUGUCAGGCAGAGCAGGUCCUGCUGCAGUAGGAGGGGCAGGUGAAGGGAAUUCUCUGGAUGGCAGAGGUGUGGGUGUGCUGGGUGCUGCUGACAUUGACAUGGAUGAUGGAGAUGGUUUGGGCUCUCAGCAUGACAAGGAUGGGAAUUUAGGUGAUGCCAGUUACAGAGCUGGUUUUGGGGGUGCUGGGAGGUUGGGUGCAGGAAGUUCUGUGCCAGAUGGGCUUGAUCCUGAUUCAACUGGAGUGAGAGCCAGUGUGGGUGAUCUGUCUGGCAGGACUGGUCCAGGAACUGGAGCUGGGGGAAAUGCUGCAAGUGCUGGAAUAGCAGGAAGAAUGAGGUCCCACCACAGCAAGGAUGGGCAUCCCACUGUGGGUGAUAUGAACGGAGCAGGUAUAAACAGAGAGGGACAAACAGGGACUCCCUAUGGCAAGGAUGGCCUGACACCUCAUGCCAGUGGUCAGUUAGGGCAGACAGGAACACCUGGCUCACUGUAUGGGCCAAGAGGCCUUCCAGGUGGAGAUGGGGCUAUACCUGGUGCUGGUGGCAAUUCCAGAGGAGAAAUGGAGGCUUUGUAUGGUCCAGAUGGUCAGGCACUUGGAACAGGUGCUGGUGGAGCUGGUGGAGCUGGUGCAGGGGGAUUUGGAUCUCCCUAUGGAAAGGAUGGUCUCCCAGUUGGGGCUGGUUUUGGAGGUGUUGGUGCAGGGGGAUUUGGAUCUCCAUAUGGAAAGGAUGGUCUUCCAGUUGGAGCUGGUGUUAGUGGUGCAGGGGGAUAUGGAGCUCCCUAUGGGAAGGAUGGUUUACCCAUUGGAGCAGGUGUUGGUGAGGCUGGUGGUGCAGGGGGACUUGGAUCUCCCUAUGGAAAGGAUGUUCUCCCAGCUGGGACUGGUGGUGCUGGCGCAGGGGGAUUUGGAGAGGCUUUGUAUGGUCCAGAUGGUCAGCCACUUGGAGCAGGUGUUGGGGGUGGUGCUGGUGCAGGGCGAUUUGGAGUUCCCUAUGGAAAGGAUGGUCUCCCAGUUGGAGCAGGUGGUGCUGGUGCAGGGGGAUUUGGGUAUCCAUGUGGAAAAGACGGUCUCCCUGCUGGAUCAGGAGUUGGUGGAGCUGCAGGUGGUGGUUUUGGAGGUGCUGGAUCGUCUUACGGAAUGGAUGGUUUCCCAGCUGGAGCAAGUGCUGGUGGGGCUGGUGGUGCAGGGGGACUUGGAUCUCCUUAUGGGAAGGAUGGUCUCCCAGGUGGAGCUGGUGGUGGUGCAGAAGGAUUUGGGGAAGCUUUAUAUGAUGGUCGGCCACUUGGAGCAGGUGUUGGUAUUACUGCUGGUGCUGGUGUAGGUGGAUUUGGAUCUCCCUAUGGAAAGGAUGGUCUCCCAGCCGGGGCUGCUUUUGGUGGUGUUGGUGCAGGGGGAUUUGGAGCUCCCUAUGGGAAAGACGGUCUCCCAGUUGGAGCAAGUGCUGGUGGUGAAGGGGGAGUUGGGGGUCCCUAUGGAAAGGAUGGUCUCCCAGUUGGAGCAGGUGCUGGUGUUGGUGGUGCAGGGGGAGUUGGGGGUCCCUAUGGAAAGGAUGGUCUCCCAGUUGGAGCAGGUGCUGGUGUUGGUGGUGCAGGGGGAGUUGGGGGUCCCUAUGGAAAGGAUGGUCUCCCAGUUGGAGCAGGUGCUGGUGUUGGUGGUGCAGGGGGAGUUGGGGGUCCCUAUGGAAAGGAUGGUCUCCCAGUUGGAGCAGGUGCUGGUGUUGGUGGUGCAGGGGGAGUUGGGGGUCCCUAUGGAAAGGAUGGUCUCCCAGUUGGAGCAGGUGCUGGUGUUGGUGGUGCAGGGGGAGUUGGGGGUCCCUAUGGAAAGGAUGGUCUCCCAGUUGGAGCAGGUGCUGGUGUUGGUGGUGCAGGAGGGGUUGGGGUUCCUUAUGGAAAGGAUGGUCUCCCAGUUGGAGCAGGUGCUGGUGUUGAUGGUGCAGGGGGAGUUGGGGGUCCCUAUGGAAAGGAUGGUCUCCCAGUUGGAGCAGGUGCUGGUGGUGCAGGUGGGAUUGGGGGUCCCUAUGGAAAGGAUGGUCUCCCAGUUGGAGCAGGUGCUGGUGGUGCAGGGGGGAUUGGGGGUCCCUAUGGAAAGGAUGGUCUCCCAGUUGGAGCAAGUGCUGGUGUUGAUGGUGCAGGGGGAGUUGGGGGUCCCUAUGGAAAGGAUGGUCUCCCAGUUGGAGCAGGUGCUGGUGGUGCAGGGGGAGUUGGGGGUCCCUAUGGAAAGGAUGGUCUCCCAGUUGGAGCAGGUGCUGAUGUUGGUGGUGCAGGGGGGAUUGGGGGUCCCUAUGGAAAGGAUGGUCUCCCAGUUGGAGCAGGUGCUGGUGCUGGUGGUGCAGGGGGAGUUGGGACUCCCUAUGGAAAGGAUGGUCUCCCAGCUGGAGCAGGUGUUAGUGGUGCAGGUGGGAUUGGGGGUCCCUAUGGAAAGGAUGGUCUCCCAGCUGGAGCAGGUGUUAGUGGUGCAGGUGGGAUUGGGGGUCCCUAUGGAAAGGAUGGUCUCCCAGUUGGAGCAGGUGUUGAUGGUGCAGGGGGAGUUGGGGGUCCCUAUGGAAAGGAUGGUCUCCCAGUUGGAGCAGGUGCUGGUGUUGGUGGUGCAGGGGGAGUUGGGACUCCCUAUGGAAAGGAUGGUCUCCCAGUUGGAGCAGGUGCUGGUGUUGGUGGUGCAGGGGGAGUUGGGACUCCCUAUGGAAAGGAUGGUCUCCCAGUUGGAGCAGGUGUUGGCGGUGCAGGGGGGAUUGGGGGUCCCUAUGGAAAGGAUGGUCUCCCAGCUGGGGCUGUGGCAGGAGCUGCUCAUUUCCCUGUUGGAAGUGUGGAAGCAAUGGGAUCUGGCCGUGGCACGGAUGCUACACUGGGCAGAGCUCCAGGAUAUGCAGGAGAGGGGUUUUCUGGGGAAGGCUCUGCACUGUGGGGUGCAGGUUCUCCCUAUGGCAAGGACAGAGGGUCAGCUGUAGCCAUGGCUGGCACAGGUGGGAUUGGAAGGUUGGGAGGGGAUGAAUGGGACUCAGUCAGUGGUAAAGGAGGUUUGGGAGGUGCUGGUGGACCAGGUGGUGAAUACGGGCUAGAUGCACAUCUUGGCAGAUCUUCAAUAGGUGAAACUGGAAAAGGCACUGCCAGUGAUGUCAGAGGGGCAGGGAACAAAGGUUCAGCUGGUGACAGAGGGUCUCUGUCAGGUCCAGGAGCAGCCAGGGGAGAGGGGAGAGAUUUCAGACAAUUGGGCUCCCUUUAUGGCACAGAUUCUGCCUUUGGAGGUGCAGGGAGUAAAUCCUAUGACAGAUCUGUUGAUGGGAGUAGUUCAGGUGGGUUUGGUCAAGGUCCACUGAGUUAUGGCCAGAUGUCAGGUCCUGGUGGUGGACCUCCUUCAGCAAACCAGAAAAACCAAGAACCUGACCUGGAUCUUAAAGCAAAUGAUUCCCUGAAAAUCACGGAAAGCACAGGACAAAAGAGACGGAGUGUCCUGGAUGAUCUCAAAGUCCCACGCUGUUACCUCAACAAGCAGCUGGCAACCGUGCGAGUGCUGAAGGGGGAGCCAGCUGAGCUGUCCUGCACUGUCAGCAAGGACAACGUGACAGGAACCUGGUUUAAGGAUGGCCUAAAGUUAACAAACAUGGAUGGAGUCAUCUUUGAAAAGAAAGGCCUUGUCCACAAACUGAUCAUUAACAAAGCGGACGAUAUUCAUGCUGGGAAAUACAGGUUUGAAGGUGGAGAUGUAAAAACUGAAGCUUCAAUUUUUGUUGAAGAUCCUCCCCAGGUGGACAAAGUCCUCCUCAAGAACUUGACCAGUGUCCCUACGGUGGCCAAGGCUGGGGAGAGUGUGAAGCUGCGGAUCCCAUUUGAGGGUCGAGGGCCCAUCAGGGCAGCAUGGCUGAAGGACAGGAUGGAGUUGGGGGAUGACACCAGGAUUCGUGUGGACAAGACAGACACCUGCACCACGCUGUCCAUCUCCAGCUGCGACAGGAGGGACUGUGGGGAUUACAAAGUCAGGCUCAAGAACGACAGUGGUGUCCUGGAGAUCAACCUAAAGCUCAUGGUGAUAGACAAACCACAGCCUCCAGCAGGACCCAUCAAAAUUGUAGAAAAUUCUUCAGACAACAUCACAAUCCAGUGGAAGCCCCCAAAGGACGAUGGGGGCAAACCAGUGCAAAGGUACCUCGUGGAGAGGCAACAGGCAGGCAGGAAUGACUGGGAGACUUUGGGAGAAACCCCCAGGAGCUGCACCAGCUUCACCACAAGCAAAGUGGAGGAAGAGAUGAGCUACUACUUCAGGGUGAGGGCUGUGAAUGCCGAGGGAGUGAGUGAUGCGCUGGAGUCAGAAGAAGUGAAGGCUGCUGGUAAAGCUUCCCCUGGUGCCCCAGAUCCCCCUGAGAUCAUCAGCACCAGCAGGGACACCAUCACCAUAUCCUGGAAAGCUCCUUGUAAAACUGGCGCUUCCCAAAUUACGGGAUACAUUGUUCAGAAACGCAAGAAGGGCACUGUGACCUGGCUGCCAGUCACCAACGUGCCUGUCAAAGACAAGAAGCUGAAGGUGACCAGCCUCAAGAAGGGUGUGCAGUACGAGUUCCGUGUGGCAGCUGUCAAUGCUGCUGGCACAGGACAGCCCAGUGACCCCUCAGAGCCCACCUUUGCCCGGGACCCCACCAAAUCUCCAGGCCAAGUGCAGGGCCUUAAAGUGAGCAGCAGUGACAGUACCAGUGUCACCUUGACAUGGAACAAACCUGCAGUACAAGAUGGGAAUGAUGUGAAAGGCUAUGAGGUGGAGAUGAGGCCCUGUAACAGCCUCAGCUGGACCAAGUGCUUCACCCUCCCUGCAGAGAGCACCUCGUGCAGGGUCCAGGGCCUCCAGCCCAGGGAGAAGCUGUUCCUGCGUGUCAGGGCCCUCAGCAACGGCGGCUCCGGGGAGCCCUCGGAGCUCGAGGCUUGUACUGGAGCUGCUGCUGCCAUGGUCUCUCCCAGGUUGCUGAUAGAUGACACAGUGAAAAGCUUCCUGGUUAUAAAAGCAGGGAAUCCCCUCCGGGUGAAGAUUCCCUUUGAGGGAUCUCCCGAGCCAGUGGUGACCUGGUUAAAGGAUGGGCUCCCCCUUCCCAGCCAGGCUGUCGUGAGCACCGAGGAUGGGAGCACCCAGCUGCUGCUCAGGGCAGCCGAGUUCAGUGACAGCGGCACCUACACUGUGGAGCUUGGGGAUGAGCUGGGGAAAAGGGAAACCUUCAGCUUCCAGGUUCAAAUUGCAGAUGUCCCUCAGCCCCCUGGAGCCGUCCGGCUGGAGGAGAACGUUCCCAACACAGUCACAGUGACCUGGGACCCCUCAGCAUCCGAGCAGUGGGACAAGAACCUGUAUUACACAGUCCUGAAACGGGAAUCCCAGAAGGGUCUGUGGCAUGUGCUGGGAGACCUGAUCUACAACAACAAGUUCACCUUCACCAGGGUGGUCCCAGGCAGGGAUUAUUACUUCAGGGUUGUGGCAAAAAAUGACCUGGGAGUCAGUGAUCCAUCAGAUACUGUGCAGCCCUGGAGGAUCUGGAAAAAAAAGGCUGAAUUUCGAGUGAAAGCACAGAAAUACAGGGGAGUAAACCAGAACCAGCCCCCAAGGUUCCUGGUGCCACUUAGGUCCCACGUGGUGGUGACAGGCAGCGAGUGUCACAUGAGCUGCGCCGUUGGAGGCCAUCCCCCUCCAAAAAUCACAUGGUACAAGGACAGCAGAGACCUCUCCAGAGAUCCCAACUACUUCUGCACCAACGACUUCGGUGUGUGCUCCCUGGUGGUGCCGGGGGUCACCAAGCAGGAUGAGGGGGAGUAUAUGGUAGAAGCCAGCAAUGAAGUGGGUCGUGCCUACAGCAAAGCCUUCCUCGCCAUCAAAGACUCCUCCCUGUAGCGUGGCCCCGCUGAUAACAUCCCUGCAUGGCUCCGAGGAUGAGAAGGUGUUGGUGAGGACUCAUCCAUGUGAAGGCUGUGCAUUUACUGUCAGAUGUUCUUCACAGUCUGAGACUGUUAUUUUUCAGAUUCAGUAAUUGCACUUUGAACAUAGUGCUGCAUUGUCAUAAAUACUGGAGGAAAAAACCUUUAAAAGCACUGUAUUAUUUUUUUUUUAAUGAUCAGGCUUUCCAUGAGACCUUUAAAACACAGUUUAGAAGCUUCAGGAACACAGAAGAUAAGAGGAAAAAUAAUUGGCCAAAAUGAAAUUUUCUAUGGAGAACACAGUUGGGAGCCAGCCUGCCACACCACACGUCCACAACAAGGACAUUUCUGGACAUCAGGGAUCUCUGGUCCUUUCACUAUGCUUUUUCAAGCCAAAACAAUCACUUUGGAUUCCAUGUGAUUCUCUACAGGUUUCUCAAAUCUGGCAGAAGCAGUUCUGCAUGUGUUCUACUACCAGUAGCAGUUAAGUAGAUUAUCUUCCCUAACCCCUAAGUUAAAAAGAGCAUCUGCUUGCUCAUUUUGUCUGGGCAGGAGAUAAAAUCUCAGACCAUCCUGGCAUGGGGUAGGUGAAACUCCCAGUGCAAAUGCAGUGGUGGGAAGGACUGGAAGUCUACAACCAGCGUGUGAGCAGAGCAACUCCCAAAACCCACAGCAUUUGCUGUUCAAAGGCUGGGCCAGUCCUGAACCAUCCCCAGCAUCAGCUGUGCAUCCCAACUGCCCCUUGUCACAGCACUGCUGGGAGCCUUUUGCCUUGUGUGGAAAGAGAUGUAAAAUCCUUCCUGUCUGACCAGAAAUACGAGGGACCCCCCAGGGACCUCCUGCUAUGGCCAGAGGUUCCCAGCAUGGGGCCUGGAUAGCAAAAUGUUCUGGUGGCUGUAGGAGUGUCACAGCCAGAGCACCCAGGGCACUUAGUGACAGGAGAGAGCGGAGCCAAAUACAGCUGUAGGGGUGGAAUGUUCCUUGGGAUUACAUUUUGUACAAUGUUGUACAGAUGUAGCAGCAGUAGAUAAUGAAAUUAAACCACAAUUGACUGAAAUCUACCCCGAGUCC
Messenger RNA from Catharus ustulatus (Swainson's thrush), 8867 nucleotides. RefSeq names its product immunoglobulin like and fibronectin type III domain containing 1 (gene IGFN1). Gene Ontology annotation, molecular function: protein binding. Bases 277 to 7773 code for a protein of 2498 amino acids. NCBI's taxonomy places the organism in Eukaryota, Metazoa, Chordata, Aves, Passeriformes, Turdidae. The record is from RefSeq and is a predicted model, not a curated record. The transcript is spliced from 26 exons.